AUUUCCUGCCGUAAGUAGACUGUGCUUCCGGGUCGCGGUCAUUUUGAGCCCCUGUCUGGGUGACUUCUUGCGGCUGUUGGCCCCCUCCCCCUCCCCGCGGUACCUUGCACUUUUCUCUCUCCCUGCCCCCUUUUGAGUCCCCCCUCGGGGCCUUCUGUCCCUGAUCGCUUGAGUUCGCCUUGCUGUCGCCUGCUGCUGUGGUCGGAAGGAAAAAUGAAUGGGAGGGCUGAUUUUCGAGAGCCGAAUGCAGAGGUUCCAAGACCAAUUCCCCACAUAGGGCCUGAUUACAUUCCAACAGAGGAAGAAAGGAGAGUCUUCGCAGAAUGCAAUGAUGAAAGCUUCUGGUUCAGAUCUGUGCCUUUGGCUGCAACAAGUAUGUUGAUUACUCAAGGAUUAAUUAGUAAAGGAAUACUUUCAAGUCAUCCCAAAUACGGUUCCAUCCCUAAACUUAUAUUUGCUUGUAUCAUGGGAUACUUUGCUGGAAAACUUUCUUAUGUGAAAACUUGCCAAGAGAAAUUCAAGAACCUUGAAAAUUCCCCGCUUGGAGAAGCUUUACGAUCAGGACAAGGACGACGAUCUUCACCACCUGGGCAGUAUUACCAGAAGUCAAAAUAUGACUCAAAUGUGAGUGGUCAAUCAUCUUUUGUGACAUCCUCAGCAGCAGACAACAUAGAAAUGCUUCCUCAUUAUGAGCCAAUUCCAUUCAGUUCUUCUAUGAAUGAAUCUGCUCCCACUGGUAUUACUGAUCAUAUUGUCCAAGGACCUGAUCCCAACCUUGAAGAAAGUCCUAAAAGAAAAAAUAUUACAUAUGAGGAAUUAAGGAAUAAGAACAGAGAGUCAUAUGAAGUAUCUUUAACACAAAAGACUGACCCCUCAGUCAGGCCUAUGCAUGAAAGAGUGCCAAAAAAAGAAGUCAAAGUAAACAAAUAUGGAGAUACUUGGGAUGAGUGAAAAAUUACAUCAUUGGACCUACUGAAGGAGUUUCAACAUCCAGCUUCAUCUAGGUGGUCGUGAUUACCUGCAUGCUUUGAGAUCAGCAGCAGUCUUCAUAAACACAUUUAAAACAAGAUCCUGGGUUUUUGUGGUUUGACUUCUAUGGUGUGUUAAAAAAAAACAGAUUUUUAGUGUUAAUAUUGUGUAAAUGUCCUUACCUUGGGGAUUCAUUUGAAUGAUGGUAUUAUACCAUGAUUGUAUACAGUUUGUGAAAUUGUUGCAAGGGCAAAGAUACUCUCAUAAAACCAUCAAGAGAUUACAAUGCUCUAGAAUCAGCAUAUAUGAAAAUAAACGAUAUCUGCAUGUUGAAUUGGGGUGGGUGGGGGGAGCAAGCAUAAUUUUUAAGUGUGAAGCUUUACAUUAGGAAAUUAUGAAAAAGCGUUUUUUCUCCGGUAUUUGCUGUAUUAUCUUAAUGUUUAUGGCAAAUAAAAUGUAAAGGAACAUGCA
Piliocolobus tephrosceles (Ugandan red Colobus) is the source of this 1440-nucleotide messenger RNA. It is a transcript of the gene OCIAD1, whose product is annotated as OCIA domain containing 1. The transcript has 9 exons. Gene Ontology annotation, cellular component: endosome. The record is from RefSeq and is a predicted model, not a curated record. NCBI's taxonomy places the organism in Eukaryota, Metazoa, Chordata, Mammalia, Primates, Cercopithecidae. Bases 214 to 951 code for a protein of 245 amino acids.